Molecule: messenger RNA, 2408 nt
Organism: Drosophila eugracilis
Lineage: Eukaryota; Metazoa; Arthropoda; Insecta; Diptera; Drosophilidae
Product: adenosine deaminase 2-like
Exons: 4
Coding region: 214-1875 (553 amino acids)
Biological process (GO): adenosine catabolic process; inosine biosynthetic process
Molecular function (GO): adenosine deaminase activity
Source: RefSeq, a predicted model, not a curated record
GUUCGAGUUCGGGAUAGUUGGGAUCAGUCUUUGGGACGUGCGGUUGCCGUGAGGAUCGCGGCGAAGAAGUGUUCGAAGUGAAUGUGGUAUGCCUCUAUUUGUGAUAGGGCGCGACAUCGAAACUAAAAUCGGAGCUCCUCAAUUGCUGCAGACGUCGGACGUCGGAGAGUGCAACUAAUCGUGAUCGGACUCUACCGAAAUCUAACGCUCACCAUGCUGCCCAUCAUCCGUCGUAAUCUUAUCGCCGUGCUCGCUAUUGGCUUAUGCGUCUCUCUAAGUUGUGGACCGAGUCUGGUGGAAUCUCGCACUCGGCAGAAGAACCUGGUUGAUAAAAAGUUGCUGACGCUCUACAGUAGUACAAACCAUGUGGAGGCCCUUUUGGGUCCCGGUCGUCCCACUCCGGAAACUUACAAGACUGUGAGAAAUGCCUUCUUUCGGUACGAGGAAUCCAAAUCGUUAGGCUAUGAUCUUGAGCUUUCCGAAAAUGAACUCAAAGCCAAUGAGACCAUUAUGAAUGCUAAGUUAAAAGAGUACGAUGAUGGUUUGGUUACACCGCUUCUUUUUAACCCUUCUCACCACAUAUUUGAGGUUUUGGAUAGCAUCCAGAACAGUACCCUCUUCAAGCUAAUAAAGAAAAUGCCGAAGGGUGCCGCGCUCCAUGUCCACGAUACAGCACUUUGCAGCACCGCGGCCAUCAUUAACUUUACCUACUACGAUAAUUUCUGGACGUGCCAAAUGGAUGGGGAUAUAAGCCCCACCGCCGUGAGAUUUUCCAGGGGUGAGCCACAGGCACUAGAUAAUUGUAGUUGGAUUCCGAUGCCUGAAUUGCGAGCCAAGUACGGUGCUGAAACGGUCGACCAGUAUCUGGCCGAAAGAAUCACUAUGUAUCCCACAACAAAGUACGUGGACAACAACGCUGCCUGGUCGGCAUUCAUGAGCAUCUUCCAACUAAUCGAUGGUAUUGUGUUAUAUGCCCCCAUUUGGGCGGAGUACUACUAUACUGCCCUUCAGGAGUUCUACGACGAUGGAGUGCUGUAUGUGGAAUUCCGCGGCAUUGUUCCCACGCUUUACGACCUUGAUGGUACUGAAUUCACCGCUAUAGAUACUGUGCGCAUCUAUGUGGAGACCCUGGAGAGGUUCAAAGCGGCUCAUCCCGAUUUUAUUGGAUCCCGCUUGAUCUACGGUCCCUUACGUAACACCAACGCCGAGGGAGUAACUACGUAUAUUAAAACGCUGAAAGAGAUGAAUGAAAAAUACCCCGAAUUCGUGGCUGGUUUUGAUUUGGUUGCCCAGGAGGAGUUGGGACAUCCCUUGAGAGACUUUAUCGAUGAUCUAUUGACGAUACCUGACGAUAUUGACUUUUAUUUCCACGCUGGAGAGACAAACUGGUACGGAGCACCUGUGGACGAGAAUUUGAUCGAUGCGGUUUUGUUAGGAACUAAGCGUAUUGGUCACGGAUUUGGACUUGUCAAACAUCCUGUGGUGCUGGAAAUGAUAAAGAAACUGAAUAUUGCCAUUGAAGUCAAUCCGAUUUCGAAUCAGGUGCUUCAGUUGGUGUCCGACUUCCGCAACCAUCCUUGCGCCCAUUUCUUUGCCGAAGGCUUCCCGGUGGUUAUUUCCUCAGAUGAUCCCUCCUUCUGGAAGAUCACACCAAUGUCACACGAUUUCUACAUUGCUUUUCUGGGAAUCGCCUCGCGACACUCGGAUUUGCGUCUCCUGAAGAAGUUGGCCCUAAACUCCAUCCAAUACAGUUCUCUGACGGGAGAAGCCCAAUUCGAGGCAGUGGAGAGGUGGCAAGGGCAGUGGGAUCAGUUCAUCGCCGAUGUCAACGAACAGGCCUCCAACCAGGGUUCCCCCAGUCAACAUCUCGAUUGACUAGCACGGGUGGUGGCAGCGCUACUGGUCACAUUAUCCCUGAUGACCCUUAAUCUUUGGCGCUAGUCAGAAAUACCCACCCCACCAGAAGCUGUGCCAUCCCCAGAAACGGUUAAAGGCUGAAAUAUUCUCCUCCGCCAAAGAAAUCUAAACCAAUAAAUACCCCGUUUUAGUCGUAGCCGAAAUAAGAGUGCAUGCAAUUUAUGUUCAAAGCUUAAAGAAGCCUGAACGUAAUCGUAAUGAGUUGGCCAGCCAAGCGAUUUCAAAACACUCAGAGAUGGAAUCGUGAUGUAAGAAAGUUAUUAAGAAAUUUUCUCUACACAAUAACCGAAUCGAUUUACAUAUUAGCAUAUACUUGCCUUAAAUAUGAAAUUCUAUUAAUAAUUUAACAAUACAAAAUCUUUCAAAAUGAUGUUGUAAAAGACGACCACAUCUAAGGUGAUUUUGAAGAAGUUGGAAACAAACAAUUUCAUGCUUGACACCUUCAUUUUUUAUUAUUAUAACAACGAAAAUUAAAUUAAAUGUGAACACUA